Messenger RNA from Coffea arabica (coffee), 813 nucleotides. NCBI's taxonomy places the organism in Eukaryota, Viridiplantae, Streptophyta, Magnoliopsida, Gentianales, Rubiaceae. The record is from RefSeq and is a predicted model, not a curated record.
AUGGUUCCAACUCGUUACAUACGCCCCGACAAAGACCAAUGUCCAACCAUCUCUAACGGUGGUUCUUUCCACCAAAUACCAGUUGUGGAUAUGCAAUGCUUGUUUAGUUCUGCUGUGGAGGUAAGUGAUUUGGAGCUUCAGAAGCUGCAUUCUGCUUGCAAGGAGUGGGACGCUAUUACUUAUGAGAAUAACUGUCAGCGGCUGAUUAAUCAUGGAGUUAGCUCUUCAUUGGUGGAGAAAUUGAAAUCAGAAGUUCAAGAUUUUUUCAAUCUGCCGAUGGCUGAAAAGAACAAAUAUGGUCAAGAACCAGGAGAUGUAGAAGGAUAUGGGCAGGCCUUUGUCAAAUCAGAGGAGCAAAAGCUUGACUGGGCUGACAUGCUAUACAUGAUCACUCAACCAGAAGAUUUAAGAAAACCUCAUUUAUUCCCUAAGCUGCCUCUUCCUCUAAGGGGUCUUCAAGAGUACUCUAUAGAGCUCAAAAGUCUUGCCUUGAAGAUUCUCAACCUAAUAGCAAAAGUAUUAGGAAUGAAGCAUGAAGAAAUUGAAGUGCUUUUAGAAGAAGGGAUGCUUUUAGAAGAAGGGUUGCAAUCCAUGAGGCUCACUUACUAUCCUCCAUGUCCUCAACCUGAGCUGGUCACAGGCCUCUGCCAUCACUCUGAUCCUGUUAGCCUCACCAUGUUACUCCAAAUCAAGGAAAAUGACGCUUGGGUUCCUGUUCUUCCACUUCCUAAUGCUUUUAUAGUCAAGGUUGGUGAUAUCCUAGAGGUAAGGAUUCGCAUAAAUAUAAGGCUUUAUUGUGAAUUGCCCCAUUGA